CAAACGGCGAGUAGCCUAAAUAUAAAGGGUCUUAAUCGCGCUGAUCAGUGCACAGUUGCGCAAGCGCACUACAGCUGAUGUUCUGAAGCCUUCUCUCGGCUCCGGUUCGGCUGAUGAGGGUCAAAUGUAACCAGAUUCAUUCGGGCUUGUGCAUGUAGGACAGACACACAGAACCGAGCGGCCGCGCGCAGCAUCUCGUGCACGCGCAGAAAAUGCCGAACGAGCAUCACCUUUGUCGUCGGUUCUGUCCUGAGGAAUAACGGGAAUAACGACACACCGACAGAUGGAGGAAUGAUCGGUACCGGCCCGGGGUUUGACGAUGAGCUGGACCGACGGCGCGGAGAGCGCGUGCAGGGAUUUCAUUGUGGAUGGAGAGGGAAAUGUGUGCAGAGCUACUGGUUACAUGACGGAUUGUCUGAGUGAAGACACCGACAAAGUUCCUCUUCAAACACACACUCUGAAAGAGUUUGAACAGCACCUCAACGACCUGAAGAAGGAGAACUUCAGCCUCAAGCUCCGCAUCUACUUCCUGGAGGAGAGGAUCCAGCAGAAGUUCGAGGACGGCGGCGAUGACGUCUACCGGACGAACAUCGAGCUGAAGGUGGAGGUCGAGAGUCUGAAACAGGAACUGCAGGAAAAACAGCAACUGCUGGAUAAAGCUCUAACAACAGCAGAGAGUCUGACCAAUCACAAUGAAGCGGAGUUGCAGAGACACUGUGAAGAGAGACAACAGGAGAUCGAUCACAUGCAGCAAGUGCUGGAGAGCAAGAUACAGAUACUGCAGGAGGAGGCUCAGAUUGCACGGGACGAGGCCGAGCGCAUGGCCAGCCUGGAUGAAUCUCACUCCCAGCAUCCCUCUGUCGCCAUGGAGACGGUUCCCAAGGAGACAUCCGGAGACUGGACCCCACAGUCUGAUGAGGAUGCAGACAGAGACAGGAUCGAGCAGCUGAGCGCGGCUCUGUGCUGUAAGGAGCGUCUGAUCCGUGAGCUGACGGAGGAGAGGACAGACCUGAGACAGAGAGUGAGACACAUGGAGGAGCAGCUGCAGAAGCUGUCUGUGUCUCUGCUGCAGAGAGAGAGAGACGCGCAGAUUUAUGAAGAGGAGUUAGGCCGCGAGAGACUCCGUGUGCAACAAGAGAUGCAGACUCUGAUGGAGGAGCAGACACAGACGCUUCAGUUCGAUCACAGUGCGGGACAGUGUGUCGCUCAACUGCAGAACGCACAGAUGCAGGUCGAGGCUCUGCAGACUCAGAUCCAUCACAGCGAGACCAGCAACAAGAAGCUGCAGAAGAAAGUGAGUGAGAUGGAGUCAGAGCUUCUGUCCAUCAGACAAGCUGCACAGAACCAGCAGAGAACCAUCCAGAACCUCACAGACAGCCUGAGAACGAAAGACACAGAGACUCAGGAGCUUUACCAUGUGAUUGAGGACCAGAAAAACACACUGUGUAAACUCACAGAGACACACCAGCAGCAGCCGCAACACAGACAGGCUCUAGAUGGCACUGUGGACUCGAGCUCUCUGUUCUCCUGUCAACUGGAGGCCCAUCACACACACACACACACGCUGACCCAGAGACGCCUGGAGGAUCUGAAGCGCUCGCGAGACCGACUGCAGGACGAGCUGCGGGACGCAGAGGAGCACAGAGAGACCACUCACACACACAACAAGGAUCUGUGUGAGACACUGGAGCGGCUGCGGUCUGAGCUGCGGGUGAAAGUGUGUGAGCUGGGAGAUCGUGAGGCCGAAACACACUCCGACAUCAGUGACAGAGAUGAGACCAUCACACAACUACAGAAGAGCUUAUGCCGCAAACACACACUGCUGCAGGAGUAUUCAGAGCUGCUGAACUCCAGCGGAGCCUCAGAGAGAGACACACUUCUGCACACACUCAGGAGUCGCAUCCGAGACCGAGACGCCGCUCUGGAGCGCUCGAUCGAUGAGAAGUUCCUCUGUCUGGAGGAGAAGGAUGCUGAAGUGCAUCGACUGCAGCUGAUGCUGCGUGAGAAAGACCGAGACCUGGAGAGACUGCGCUGCGUCCUCAACAACACCAACGACACCGUCACGGGUCUUGAUGCUCUGGUGCGCAGUAAGGAGCUGGAAUUAGAGAGAACACUGGAAACGUGCCGAAAGCUGGAGUGGAUGAAACAGCAGAGCGAUGAGAAACACACAAUUGCUGUUCGAGAGAGAGACGGCGUCAUCCAGCGGCUGCAAACUGCUCUACACACACACAGCAAAGAGGCCGAGGAGCUCCGGUCAGUGUUGUUGGGAAAGCUGUCGGCCACUGAUGUCCUGCAGGAACUCCAGACUCGUCUCUCCACUAGAGAGCGUCUAUUUCAAGAAGUGAUGUCAGAGCACAGUCUCCAGUUGCAGGAACAUCAUACACACCUGACGGAGCUGCUCGACACCAUCAGCUCCCGAGAUCAGGAAAUGAAGGAUUACGGGGAGAGGUUGGGACGGGUGAUAUCCGAGCGAUCCGCUCAGCUGCAGGAGUUGCGGCGGCAGCUUUCGUCUCGGGAACAGGAGCUGCACGAUGUGAACCGGGAGAGAGAGAGGGACUUUCCUGCGGCCCGGGAACUGAAGAGACUCCAGAACGUCCUCAAGGAGAAAGACUCCCUUAUACAGGAGUUACUGCAGGGUCAGAGCUCCACAGCAGCAGAACGGGCUGUGUGUACGAGCAGCUCAGGCGAUCUAGAGAUUCAAGCGAUCAGAGAUGAGCUACAGCUGACCCUCAGAAAACAAAGAGAGACUGAGCGGGAGCUGUCAGAGUUGCGGUCUCUUUUGGCUGCGAGGCAUCAUGACACUCUGAGAUCUGAUCAGCAGUGUGUUCUGCAGCAGCUCGUGUCGGAGCAGAAGGCGCUGAAUGAAGCUCUGAGAGCCGAAAAGAGUCUUUAUCAGUCGCUCAGAGGCGUCCAGAGUCCAGCAGACAGCAGCGCUGAGAAGACCCGAGUGCUGGACGAACAGCUGAACUCUCUUCAGGCGCUGCGUGAGCUGCUGGGACACACACUGGAGACGAGUCGACACACAGCGCUGGCGAUGGAGCGACACACACUGGAGAUGGGUCGGGCCACACGGGUCCAGGGCGAUUAUGGAGAAUCCAGCAGUGAUGAAGAUGAUGAAGAUCCCGACAGCAGUGAUGAAGAUGAAGAGUUCACCGACAGCAUCGAAGACAAUGACAUCACACUCACUGCUCAAAGUCUGACGAGCGCGCAGUUUACUGUGUUCUCCUGUCAGAGAGCUGAGGAGGGUGGCAGGCCGCUGAUGUCCCACAAUGCAUCAGAGGGGGUAAGAUGUGACGAGGUGGAGAGAAAUCAAGACGAAUGUAAGGUGGUUGAAGUGACGGUCCAAGCUGAGGAUUCCUCACUUACUCAUGUCAGAAACACACCUGAAAAACAUCUUGCUCUGGAUCACAGUGAGUCUGGAUCAGCAGUGAAGGAGGAGGUGUGUGUGAGGAGUCGAGGUUUGGAGAAGUGUGAAGCAGACCGAAGAAACUCCCAUGAGCCUCAGAGAGAUUACCGUACGUGCAGCGAGGAAGAGGAGGACGAGUCUGACGAAGAAGAUGGAGAGGAAGAGGUCAGAGUGCCUUUAGGGAAACGCGGGCCGCCGUGUGUGAAGCUCCGGGAGAGCAGGAGGAAGAGGAGGUGCACCAGACCACACUCGCUGGACCUCGGAGCGCUGCUGUCACACACACCUGCAGCUCAGGAUGAGGAGAGAGAGGUCGAGGGCGACAGCAACGAGUUGAGCGACAGAGGUGGUGGAGCCGUCGGGUUCUGGCAGCAUGUGGAGGCGGGGCUUCGGGAGCAGGCAGAGCAUCUCCGUAGCGACCUGGCUGUCAGUCGUCAGGAGAGCCGCGAGCUGCAGGAGAGACUGAUGGUGUCAGAGGCAACAGUGCAUGCGCAGGCCGAACAGCUGAACGACUACAGAGAGCUGCUCACGGAGAGCGCUGUCCAGCGGGACAGUAAGCAGGUACAGGUAGAUCUUCAGGAUCUUGGAUACGAGACGAGCGGCCGCAGUGAGAAUGAAGCGGAGCGAGAGGAGGCCAGCAGCCCCGAGUUUGAUGAGUUGGAGAUGUGCGGCUCUCUCUCCGUGACGGGGAACCAACGCUGCGGUUGGCAUGGCGACAAUGAUGCCGCUCAGACCGACGACCCGUCCUCACUAAAGUGUUUGGUGCAGGACCUGCGCGCGCAACUCUCUCGCUGCCACAAAGUGAUCCGCGGUCUGCAGCUGCGCAUGCGCUCGUUUUCGACCACCUCCGAUUACGCCUCCAGCCUGGAGCGCACGCCGCGCAAGGUGAACUGGGCGUUUGAGGCUCUGGAGGAGGACGAGGGCUGGCAGUCUGACGGGCCGCUGAGACCCAGCCGAGAGAUGCAGGCGCUAGUGACCCGAGUGGCACUGCUGGAGACACAGAUCCGGAGCAAGAGCCAGGAGGAGGGCAGAUGUGCCACCUGGCCUGGGAAGUACAACACCCUGAUCCAGGCCCAGGCGCGGGAGCUGUCACACCUGAGGCAGAAGAUGAGAGAAGGCCGAGGAAUCUGCCACAUCCUCACACAGCAUCUGAGCGACACCACCAAAGCCUUCGAGGAGCUGCUGCGUGCCAACGACAUCGACUACUACAUGAGCCAGAGCUUCCGAGAGCAGCUAUCCCAGAGUUCCUCACUCGCUCAGAGAGUCAGCACCAAGAUCAGUGGACGUGAUCGUUCAGAGCAGCGAGACGAUAAAGCGGGUCACGAGCUGCUGGCGCUGAGGUUGAGUAAGGAGCUCCAGCACAAAGAUCAGAUCAUCGAGUCUCUCCACACACAGUUACAGAAGCGCAGUGACACGCCCUGCAGCAGCCACGCCCCCUCUGAGACAACCGACCAAUCAGACUGCAUCUCCUUCGUGUCGGACGAGAGGGGCUCCACCAAUGAGGAGCUGUGCUCAGACAGUGAGUUUGCACCGGAGACGGAGCCCGAGACAAAAGAUGGAGUGUUCAGCGCGCCACACUCUCUCUCCAGCUAUCAGCUGGCCGCACACAUGCCUGUAUCCCAUCAUGCACUGGGGAAGAGUGAAGGCCCAUCUGUGCAGACAGAUGCAUUGUGGGACAUGGAGAAUAUGAUUCAGCCAAUCAGAGGUUUUAAUGGAUCAUCGUAUUAUCAGUCUGGCAACAGCCAAUCAGGUGUAGACGUGAUCGAGGAGCAUCUGAGAGAGAUUCGAUCUCUGCGCCAACGACUGGAAGAUUCCAUCAGAACCAAUGAGAGAUUGAGACAGCAGUUACAGGGACGCCUGUCCACAGCGAGAGACACAGCUCCAACCAACAUCUUUAUCCAGAGCCAUGGUACAGUCAGUCAACUAACCAAUGAAAUCAGAGCAUUAAAGGAGGAAAAUCUUGCACUGCAGUCCAGGAUACAAGCCAGCAGAGACAGCAGUGAAGAGGUGAAGCAGCUCAGGGAGGCGGUGCUGUCUGGGCGUGUUCGCCUGCAGCAGGCGGAGUUAGAGGCGGAGUUAGAGGCGGGGCAAUGGAAGGAGGAGUUGAGGAGGCUGCAGAUGCACAACUGUGAGCAAAGUCUACAAAUCCAACAACUGCGACAAGACAGACAAAACUCUCAGGAGCACAACAACAGACUGCAGCACGAGGUGAGUUUACUCCAGCAGCAGUUAGCAGAGAGCAGACAGCUUCUACACUCCCUACAGAGUGAACUACAGCUGUACAACCAAGUGUGUGUCGGUGGAAAGGGCACAGCUGCAGGGUGUGUGUGUGAGGUGCCGUGCCCGUCAGUGGAUUUGCAAGAGCUGCUGGUGGAGGUUCGGGCUCUCAGGGUCCAGCUGGAGGUUAGUGUACAGGAGAACAGUUCUCUUCGAGCUCAACUCCAGAAGCUGGAUCACUCGUCCGAUCAGCGCCGGUCACCCAUCGUUCCGGCCAGUCCACUGAGAGACGUGCUUUACCGGCGACUGAUUCUGCACGACCCGUCUCCUUCUCCUCCGGUCAGAGAUGUGGGUCCGUUUCCAGCCGGGCCACUGUACUCGCCAUACUCGGAGAUGGAGGAGACUAACGACUCUCUGGAGCCUCAGGCGGACCUGGAAGGAGAAGCUCCGGACGGGUCGUUCGCCCACAGUAACGGGCGUCACGCGGUCGGGCACGUGGAUGAUCACGGGUCUCUGCAGCAGCAGGUUCUGGAGGCCCGGGUUCUGGUCCAGCGGAUGGAGGCGGCGCUGACCGAGAGUCUGGACUCGGCUCUGAUGGAGAAGGCUCUGGACUACAGCACGGUGAAGGCGCUGCUCUCGGACACCAAGACCUUGCACCAGAUUCUGGACGAGGCCGUCUCUCUGCUGAAGAUGUUCUGGCGAGCAGCUCUGCCAAGCAGCGACGGGCCCGUUCAUCUCCUUCAGAGGGAGCAGUCGAUGCGCGAGGAGAUCCAGUUCCUGCGACUGCGGAUCGCCCAGCAGGAGGAGGUUCUCCAGGGAACCAUCACACGUUUGCGCUCCACCAGCAGAACCAAAGAAAGCAUGGAGACCUUCAUCGUCAACCAGCUGUCCCGGACUCGAGACGUGCUGAAGAAAGCUCGAGCGAAUCUGGAGAAGAAUGAACUGAGGAUUUCCUCUCUAAGCUCCUCCUCUUCCUCCCUUUGCCAUGGUAACGGUAAAGCCUCCUCCUCCUCCUCCUCUUCUGCUCGCGUGAACCCCGCGUGUCCUGAGACGAGUCUGCAGCGGCCGGCCCAGCGGGUCAGGGAGUUUCUCCACUAACUCUCACGCCUUACGCUUCUCUGGCCAAGUUCUGCUGUGUCAUUUCCUUUGAUGGUGGGCUGUCUAAACCCACAUGCCUAUCUGAUUCUGUGUUUGUGAGAAGAAUUUUACCGUAUUUAUCUUCUGCCACGAAACGGAGAGGAAAUGUUCUUGACUUUGAGAUAAACGGAUAUAAAGAGACUGCCUCAGAAUCCCCUCGAGUAUCUCAGGGAUUUUUGGCAAUAACACUUGGAAGCAUGAGUCUCAUUGACUGUCAUAUAUUGUGCCACUGUUCGUAUUAUUAUGAUUGUUGUUCUUGUCAUCGUUCUGCAGUACUACUGACUGAAAUAGAUUGUUGUGUUUAGUAUCUGCAUGAUGGAGGUCGAUUAAGGAUAAAACACCUGUUUCUUGUGAGGCGAGGCUCACCAAACAUGCCAAAGUUUGCAUGGCUCGUUUCCCUCGUUUUGCCUUAAGAGUUCAAACUAACUUCACGAGCUCUAUUUGAACAACCUUGUAUGAAUUCUCAAGGUUUGAGCUUUACGCCACAGAUAUACAAACUUUAUUCACAACUGAAUAAAUGGGAUGUUUAAGAGGACAAAUGGAAAGUUGUGAUUUCUUGCAACUGAAAAACAUGUAAAGUUCAGAUAAGUUGACUGAUUAGUGCAAAUAUGAUCAAUGACAGUGUUGGAGAUUUCUGAACUAGAGAUGGCAAACUUUGGCAGAGGAUUGGAGAUCAGGUGCUGUAUGAUUUAUUUGAGAACUGUACAUAAUAUAUGCCUUCAUGUUGUUUUAAUUUUGCAGUGUGGGUAAAUAUAGUCAACAUUUGCUAUAGAAUAUGCAGAUCUUCUAAAGAUGGGUAGCUGUGCAAUAGCCAUUUGACCCUGACAUGAGGCAUCACGUAUUGUAGAUGCGUUUACCGUGUACAUUUCACCAAUUUAUAACCUGUAGAAGUUGCCUAAAAUAUUGCAGAGUUGCCUUGCCUCAAAUCUCUUGCAAAGGAUGAAAACGUACGCUUGCUUUGCCUUUAAACAGCCUCUUCAGUGAGAAAUGCAAUAGUCUUAAAUGGCCUUGUGAGCACAUCGCAGAAUCACUUUAUUCAGAACCACAAAUGAAAAGCAUUGAUGUGAUACUUUCGACGUUUUGGAUUAACUACCAAAGGGAAAGGAAAAAGGAGACUUGAAUUCCGGUGGAGAGAAAAAUAAGCAUAUAUAUUUGUUGGUUCUAAAAUCGGUAUAAUUUGUAUAUAUAGUGCUCGAAGGCUCAUUUGUUGCCAUAGUUACUGAUUGUGUAAUGUAACAAAAGACUGCCGACGCAAGAGCCAAUCAAACUCUGUGUCUGAAGCUGCUGAAUAUGUGCCAUGAAUUAUGAAAGCUGCUUUUGGAAUUUAAUCAUGAAUAAACGAUAGAAAUGCAUUCAUUUUAAUUUUGCUUGUUUUUUAAAUAAAAUCAAAGAAACUGGAUCAAAUCAACCAGAAUGGUUUCCUUUAUUAUUUUUGACGGCAACACACCCAUCAUCUAAUGCAUAGUUUAUCAACACAUGAUUUAUUAUCAGUACAUAUGAUAAAAGAAAAAAGUUCAAGUUCGUGGAUUUCCCCUCGAAACAAUAUCCCGUAAAAGCAUUUAAAGCUGUGAUGUUGCCGUUUCCUCAUGAAAAUCAUGUUUUGAGCAACUUUCCUUUGGGAUAUCACACUUAACACCAUAUUACGUCAUUACCUUUGGAGUGAAUGGAAACCCCACACUAUCCUUAUGAACAAACUACACCUUCCUCAUCAUCAACCUCAAAUAAAAUAGUUCAGGUUGGGUCCUGAUAACAUUCUGUUUCAACAUUUAAUAUUGAUGAUGGCCAGAAAUAAUAACACCAACCACUUCACACCACGCGUAUUUAAAGACAAACACGUACAUUAUAUGGCCAAUCGCAUGUAGACACCCAGUUCUUAAUUAACGUGGGUCAAUUCUAUCAAAAAUGAGUCUUAAAAUUACAGGUAAAACUUUGUUUUCUCUUCUAGCGCAACAAUGACCCGAGCGCAGGUUCGCUGAAACACUGGAACAAGCCAGCCGAUACUGGGGGUCCACAUCCUUUUGGCCAAUAGCGUCUGUGUAUCAAAUAAAUAACAU
Messenger RNA from Pimephales promelas (fathead minnow), 8811 nucleotides. Lineage: Eukaryota; Metazoa; Chordata; Actinopteri; Cypriniformes; Leuciscidae. The record is from RefSeq and is a predicted model, not a curated record.